CGGGCACACUCAUACUCACGGGCACACUCAUACUCAUGGGCACACUCAUACUCAUGGGCACACUCAUACUCACUGCCAGACACAUACUCAACACCAGAUUCAUACUCAUGGGCACACUCAUACUCAUGGGCACACUCAUACUCACUGGCACACUCAUACUCACUGCCUGUGCCAUACAAAGGUUACUGUGUGUGCCCCUCGGUGUUGGUGGAAUAACUUCUGUUUAACAGUCACAGCCCUCAACUCAUCACAUCUGCCCUUUUCCUGAAACCCCAGGAGCUGACGCUCUGCUAACCUUACACUGACCCCCAGACACAGGAAGGAGUUGGCAGGAAUCCCUGGCAGGAAAGUCUCACUCGCUGUUCUUGGCGCUCGUCCCACCGCUCAACAUUCACUUGUAAUAAAACUGUCAGCUGCUGGCGGCACAGUGUUUGGGCUGGAACCAGUGAGAUGGAACUGAGAGGCGGCAGGGGCCACAAGUGCCCAAAUUCACCCCCAGCCCCACUGUAAAGUUUAAGGUUUAGGGGGCAUACGUGGGUUCUAGUGAUACACUGGGGGGAGAUAGAGGGGCCACUCCAGGAAUAUAUUACAUAUUUGCCUUUAUUCCCAUACAGGGGCACAUGCUGAGUGAGUGGGUGGGGGAGUGAGUGGGUGGAUGAGUGGGUGAGUAAGUGAGUGUGUGGGUGAGUAAGUGAGUGGGUGGAUGAGUGUUUGUGCAGCAAAGGAAAAGGAGGUCAAUGUCACACCUUCCACACCCUCACACACUGAUGUGACUGGAGUCUCCUGGCUGCUGAGAUGUCAGACAUUGUUCCUCACACCUCCCUGGUCCCAUCCAUUUGCCUCCUGACAGUUAAACAGGGGGGGGAGGGAGGCGGAGAGAGAGGAUUGGGGGGGCCCAGUGAGCACCGAGGGGAAGGGAGAGGCUCAGACUCACAAUGAGACAAUAACGGAGCUGGGACAGAGAAGGAACUCGUGGGGAGAAGGUUCUGUUGAGCCCAGGAUGGAAAUGCUGGACCCCAAUAACCAGGAGACAGAUUAGUGGAAGGAGACCCCCAAUCCUAAAUGUAAAUCACUGGGAGAUGUUGCCUUUGGAUCGACACCUGCUCUGAGGGGCCACACUCGUUGCUGAAGGGAAUGGCAGCUUUGGCGAGUUCUCUUAUUCGACAGAAGCGAGAGGUUCGGGAAUCGGUGGGACCUCGUCCUGUUCCCCCACAAAGGAAAGUCUGUCCCAGAGGAACCAAGUCCCUGUGCCAGAAACAACUUCUCAUCCUGGUCUCCAAAGUCCGGCUCUGUGGGGCCCAACUGGGGACACAAGAAAAGGACUCAGAGCCACAGCUGAAAGGCAUUAUCACUCGGUUGGUCAGUAGAGUUGGAUUUUACCUUCAACUUCUCCCAGAUGGUACCAUCCAGGGUUCAAAAGAAGAGGGAAACCCAUACACUCUGUUCAAUGUCAUCCCAGUAGGUCUACGUGUGGUGGCCAUUCAGAGCUCAGCUUGUGGUCAGUAUGUGGCGAUGAAUUGCGAAGGUCACCUGUACAGCUCACUUCACUUUACGGCCGAGUGUCAGUUUAAAGAGAGCGUCUUUGAGAGUUACUUUGUCACCUACUCCUCUACCCUCUACCGCCAACGCAGCUCUGGCCGCUGCUGGUACCUGGGCAUUUGUAAAGAUGGUAGAGCCAUGGAGGGCAAUAGGGUGAAGAGGCAUCGGCCAGCGGCUCACUUCUUGCCCAAGCUCAGUGAAGUUGCACUUUAUAAAGAACCCUCUUUACAUGAUGUGGUUAAAGCAUCUCCAAAAAGAAGACUGACCCCUAAACCCAGUGCCAGGCUCAGGGGGGCACGGUGAAGAGGCUGAGAAUGGAGGUGAAGGCCAGCAGAUAGACAAGGAACAAG
Messenger RNA from Xenopus laevis (African clawed frog), 1889 nucleotides. It is a transcript of the gene fgf11.L, whose product is annotated as fibroblast growth factor 11 L homeolog. The coding region runs from base 1135 to 1842 and encodes 235 amino acids. The record is from RefSeq and is a predicted model, not a curated record. The transcript has 5 exons. NCBI's taxonomy places the organism in Eukaryota, Metazoa, Chordata, Amphibia, Anura, Pipidae.